UUCCGUGACGCCAUUUUGUUCUAAGGUUCAGAACUGAAAGAAGUAGAAAGAGGACUGGAGAGGAGCGACAUGUGUGUUCUUUUGUGGGAGAACGAAUAUUGAACACUUGCUUAAGUAAUUCUGGUAACUAAUCGUUAUUUUGUUGUUUUUUAUGCAGUGUAAUAAUUUUAUCAAUCGUCAUUUCAGUUUUUAAUACGUUAAACACAGUUCACCUUAUGUAAUGCUAUCCUAUCGUUAGCUUGCUAGCUAACAUUUCCUAGGCCUGAAAGCCCUUUCAAGAUAACAUUUGGUCUGUAGCUCGCUCGCUAGUUAGCUGUGAUGUUUCAAUCAGAAAGCUUAAUGUCUGUGGAAAGUUGGACUAACUACUUGAUAUUGAUAUCUAUCUAGCUAGCUAAUGGGUUGUUGGCAUGGUGGUGUUUGUUUGAUGGCUAGCAUUAGCUAUCUAACUAGCGAGAUACAGUCCCGUCUUAGUAUUUUUUUAGCUGGCUAACGUUAUCAAAGUGAAACAUAAAUACAGUAGCCUAUCUAAGGUUAGCUAACUGACUACAACCAAAAAAAACAGUAUUGGUUUGCUGAUAAACGAACAAAAUUGAGUCCAGAGAGUAAUCGUUAGCGUCACCUUGCCAUCCGAGACCCUUUUUUUAAUUCAAAUUGCCGUGUAGCACUAACACUAACAUUGUGCGCAAUUGUGUGUUACAGUACCGCGGAUGAUUCAAAACGCAUAACCCUCAGUAAUUUCUGGUAAACCGCCCUGUUGAUUUCUUUUGUUUUCGUAUCUGUGAUCUAUUGUUUUUUUUUAAGCCUGUUAUCUGUUGAGAGAUCUAUAUGAGUAUAGGAAGGUUAUCUAUAGUUCCCUAACGUCCAUUUUCCUUGUUUGGCUGGUUACACGAAACAAUAAAAAUAACGUAAAUUACACUACAUGGUCAAAAGUAUGUGGACGCCGCUUCUAAUUAGUGGGCUGUAUUGCUUCAGCCUCACUCGUUGCUAAUAGGGGCAUAAAUAAAUAAAUCAAGCAUACAGCCUUGCAAUCUCAUUAUCAACCAUUGGCAGUAGAAUGGGUCGUACUGAAGAGCUCAGUGAAUUUCACCGUGGCACUGUCAUAGGAUGCCACCUUUCCAACAAGUCGGUUCGUCAAAUUUCUGCCUUGCUCGACAUGCCCCCGUCAACUGUAAGUACUGUUAUUGUGAAGUGGAAACGUUUGGGAGCAACAAGUGCUCAGCCACGAAGCGGUAGGCCGCACAAACUCACAGAACGGGACCGGCGGGUGCUGAAGCGCGUAGCGUGUGAAAAUCGUCGGUCCACAGUUGCAGCACUCACUACCAAGCUCCAGACCGCCUCUGGGAGCAACGUCAGCACGAGAACUGUUCGUCGGGAGCUAAACGAAAUGGGUUUCCUCGGCCGAGCGACCACGCAUGAGUCUAAGAUCACCAUUCGUAAUGCCAAGCGUCGGCUGGAGUGGUGUAAAGCGCACCGCCAUUGGACUCUGGAGCAGUGGAAACGCGUUCUCUGGAGUGAUGAAUCGCGCUUCACUAUCCGGCAGUCUGACGGACAAAUCUUGGUUCGGCGAGUGCCAGGAGAACGGUACCUGCCGGAAUGUGUACAGCCAGCUGAAAAUUUUGAUGGAGGAGGGAUAAUGGUCUGGGGUAGUUUUUCAUGGUUUGGGCUAGGCCCCUUAGUUCCAGUAAAGGGAAAUCGUAAUGCUGCGGGAUACAGUGACAUUCUAGAGAAUUGGGUGCUUCCAACAUUGUGGCAACAGUUUGGGGCAGGCCCUUUCCUGUUUCAGCAUGACCGUGCCCCCAUGCACAAAGUGAGGUUCAUAAAGAAAUGGUUUGCUGAGUUUGGUGUGGAAGAACUUGACUGGCCUGCACAGAGCCCUGACCUCAACCCCAUCGAACACCUUUGGGACGAAUUGGAACGGCAACUGCGGGCCAGGCCUUGUUUCCCAACGUCAGUGGCCGAACUCACUGAUGCUCUUGUGGCUGAAUGGAAACGAAUCCCAGCAGCCAUGUUCCAAAAUCUAGUGGAAAGCCUUCCCAGAAGAGUGGAGGCUGUUAUAGCGGCAAAGGGUGGACCAACUCCAUAUUAAUGGCCAUGGUUUUGGAGGUGUUCGACAAGCCCAUAUCAGUGUGCUGUUCGGGUGUCCGCAUUCUUUUGGCCAAGUAGUGUAGCUAGCCUAGCUAGCCAAAAGAAUGUGGACAUAUAUGACUAAAGGUAUCUGGACAACUGUGAGUCAGGCCUAAUUGCUCAGUCAGUGCCCAACCUCAUUAAUGCUCUUCUAGCUGAAUGGAAGCAAAUCCCUGCAGCAGUGCUCUGUCUAGUAUAAAGCCUUCCCAGAAGGUUGUUGUAGCAGCAAAGGGUGAACAAAGUCCAUAUUAAUGGCCAUCAUUUUUGAUGAGAUGUUGGAUGUCUGGUGUCCACAUACUUUUGGACAUGUAGUGUACAAGCUUUCUUUCGCUGGUUUGCUAGCAUAAUGUCAUGGUCUUGCUAGCUAACUUUAUGGUUAACAUUCGUGAUAAUUAGUUCUAGCGAUAUUUACAAAUUGACAAACAUCGUGUCUUUGUUUAACGGGGAGAGGGAAAAAACAAUUUCUCCAGGCCUUUUGAGAUGGGGUUUUCCUUGCACGACUCGUUCUAAUAUUAGGAAAACAUGGCAGUAUGGCAGUGUAUGAGCUUACAUCCUCCCAAAUUCAAAACGUGGCAAAUUGUUAUUAUUAACAAGUUACUUUUAACAAUGUUGCUGUGUUUAGAAGGGAUUAUUUACUUGUAAACUACACUAUUGUGCGUUUGCAAGACAAAUUCCCUGCCAUUUGCUAAAUUCUGUAACUGAAUGACAGCCAAGUAAAAUCAAUGCCAUGCUGCUUUUUAAAAAGGCUUCAUGAUCCAAACAAAUUCUAAUGUCUCUCUUUGUGAAACUGUCUCAUUGCGAACCUGUGAACAGUGUGAAACAGUUGAGUGAGAUAUUGGAACUGUGUUGUCCUGUUUGACUGCAAGGUAGUAUUCGUGUUGCCAACAGUUAAAGUGUUGGGGAGGUGUUUUUUCUUUUUUCUACAUGUAGGUUAAAGAAGCAACGACUUCUACAUCCCCGAAGAUCACUGGAUUCAGAUAGAAUUAAUGUAAAAGGAAAAAAAAAUAGAUACCCAGAGGACGGCUGUUUUUCACCCUUUUUUGAUUAUUUUGUUUGGCCUCAGAAGCGUGUCCAGCUUCACCCUUCCCCUUAGUUCCCUCCCCACUAUAAGAAGAAAUAGAAGAACUUUUUUUUUCUCUCCACUUCAAUUUUUCAUGCCCCCAAUUUUUUUCCCCUUGGCUGUCUUCUGGCAUUACAUCCAUAGAGAAGAGAUUUCUGCCCACCCCCCACCCCACCCCCCCCCACUACUCCCAUUCAUUAAAAAAAAAAAUUAUUAAUAAAAAGGAAAAAAAAAAGGACUUGGCCACACCCAUCAGCAUCUAGUGAUUGACAGGCUGAGGGUGAAGGGAACAGGCAAGCUGUUCAGAGGAGGGACGUAGGACGCGGGAGUCUCCUUCCGGGCCUUUUCCCUCUUAACUCACGGACUGAGUCUUCCUUCAGGACUCCCCAAGGAGGCACCUCUGAAGUGCAGCAAGAGAAGGGGGACACCUGCUCCACCACUCCAGCAGAGAAGCGCCUGUGGGGUCAAAGGUCGUUGACCCCGGAAGACUGUGACCCGGAGUUCCGCCCGGCCUGCUGCAGAAGAGCACCAUCGCUUUUUUCGGCCUGGCUAUGACUAACCACGGAGAUGACUGCUACUUCUUCUACUACUCCACCUGCUCCAAGGGCGACAGCUGCCCGUUCCGGCACUGCGAGGCGGCCAUGGGCAGCGAGACCAUGUGCAGUCUGUGGCAGGAGAACCGCUGCUUCCGCAAGGUCUGCAAGUUCCGGCACAUGGAGAUUAAGAAAAAGCGCAACGAGAUCCCCUGCUACUGGGAGAACCAGCCGGCCGGCUGCCAGAAGUCGCACUGUGCCUUCCACCACGAGAAGCCUCGCAUGAUCGACGGCGUGUUCGUCCCCCCCAGCAGAGGUCCCGCCCUGAAGAGGGAGGUCGAGGAGGAGCCGGCUCCCGUGGCGGACCCGGCCUCUCCGGCCCCCGCGCCCAUCGCCAACCCCGCCAACCCCCAGCUCCGCGGGGUCAUCAAGGCCGACACGCUGGAGAACGUGCCCAGCCCCACCCACCCCCCGGUGGUGAUCAACCCCGCUGACGAUGAGGACGAAGAUGAAGACGAUCAGUUUUCUGAGGAAGGGGAGGAGAGCUCGUCCAGGAUUGUGUCGCCUAGGAAACUCCUCUCCGGCGGCAACAAAGAUGAUUCCUUAAACUUUGGCAUAAGAACUCUUGAAGAAAUCAGACUGAGGAAAGCACUGAAGGCGAAUCUAAAGAAAGCUGGUCAGAGCCCCAGCAGCCUGUCCCAGGGCACCGGUCAGACCCCUCCCUUGGGUCUCCAUAGCAACGGGACCAGUGGGGAAAAGGAGAACAUCAGGUCCUUCAUACGCCCUUCCCAGUUCAGUGCCAAAGAGGAUACCCCCCUACAGAUUGAGGAUCCGGUGAAACGGCACAUUGCCGAGCGGCUCGGAAAGAGAAAGGCCAGCCUGCCUGCAGAGCAGCACUUCGUUGUGAAGAAAGAUCUGCCCGUGGCUAGCGAGCCGCCACUGAAGCGAACGCUCGCCGAGCGCCUCGGAAGAAAGUUGGACUCUCCGGAAGACGACGCGGACACCCCCCCGCGGAAAGCGGUGAAGCCUGUGAGGGAUCGGCUGGGCCUUCCUGCGGAGCCUGCAGCCCCUGACAACGAGAGGGAGGUGCAGGCAUCUGGAGAGAUCCGGAUCAAAACUCUGGAGGAGAUCCGGCAGGAGAAGGCGGCCAAGGCCCACAGGCAGGAGAAGGUGGCCAAGGCCCAGGGGCAGGAGAAGAUGGCCAAGGCCCAGGGGCAGGAGAAGGCAGCCAUGGCCCAGGGGCAGGGGCCCGGGACGGCUGUCACCAAGGCCCCCAGCCCCGCGAAGAGGAGCGCCAAGCCUCCAGCCGGCGUUCACGUGAAGACCUUCUCGGAGGUCCUGCACGCCAGGAAGAGGCAGCAGCAGGAGAAGGAGGCGCAGCGGAAGGAGGCCGGCGAGGAGCCGGGGAAGCCCGAGGCGCCUCCGCAGGAGGAGGUCCCGGGAAAGAAGGCCCGGGCCCAGCCCCAGCCCCAGCCCAGCGAGGUCCGGGUGAAGACUCUGGAGGAGAUCCGCAAGGAGAAGGCGGCGCGCGCGCAGGCCAGAGAGCAGGAAGUGAAAACGGAGGAGCCCUCUGCGCCUCCCUCCGCCCUCCCCAAGCGGAGGAUACUGCGCAUUAACAAGACGACAGCGGCCGGAGCAGACAAUGGCAGUAAUCCAAACACUCCCGAGGCCACAGAGAAGCCCCCUGGGCCUGUCACUGCAGAGAACGGUGCUGCUAACGGCAGGCAGGACUCUCCCGGCCAGACUGUGAAGGUGAAGACCUUCGAGGAGAUCAUGCAGGAGAAGAGACUCCGUAAGCAGCAGGGGGAGCAGGGGGAGCAGGGGGCGGGGGCAGAAGCGGGGGGGUCCUCCAGCCCGCCGGAAGAGUCCUCGCCCCCCUCUGCUCCGAAACCGGUCCCCGCGGCCUCCCGCCCCCAGAGGGCGCUCUCCACGCUCCGACAGAGGGCCGGCACCACCUCGCAGCCCGCCUCACCCCCCGCCCAGCCAGAGGCCACGCCCACAAUCGGCCGCCCACGCGUCGCCCUCAGACAAAAGGAGUCCAGUCCCGCCACGCCCGCUCCCGCCACUGUGCCUAAACCCACGCCCACUCCAGCCUCGGGGCGGGCCCAGGCCCGGGCGGGGUCCCCCUCUGCCAGUGCCGGGGGCGUAAACUCUCCCCCCGCCGAGCAGAAGGCCCCGCCUCCGGCGCCCGCGGCAGCCCUGGGGGAGGAGCCUGCGCCUCCCGGCCCGGCCCAGGAGGAGGAGCCACAGCCGGAGAGGACGCAGAGUCCCGCCCCCAGAAGGUCCCCUGUGCAGACGGCAGAAACCAAAGUGAGACCCAAGUUGAAUGUGAAGCCAUCCGUAGUGAAGGCAGCCUCCCAGGUGAAGUUGGGCCAGAAGAGGAAAGCAUCGGAGAGUCAUCGUUCUGCCGUGGCGGCAGUGAAGCCUCUCAACAGCGCCCCCGCUGCAGUGGAGGACCAGCCCCCGGAGCCGUCCUGCAAGCGCGCUGACGUGAAGGCCCCGGAGACGGCAGCUCCAUCGGUGAGCGUGGAGGCCGAGGCGCAGGCCCGCCCUCCGGGUCCCAGGCUCUCCUCCCCAGCCCCCGGCGGCACCUCUGAGACGGAGCUCCACAGAACCGCCAACGCAGAACAGAGCCCCGCCCCCACUGCGCCGGUCCUCUCGCCCGCUAAAGAGCCUCCCGCUGCCCCUCAGAGCUCCCCGGCGGCGAAGGCCCCAGUCCAGCCCAAGCCUCGGCGGCAGAGCACGGCCGCUACGCGGGCCCCCGCCGCGCUGGACGACCUGGACGAGCUGAUGAACGAGUUCGCCGACGACCCGCUGGACGGCGAGAUGGAGCUGGACCCCGGCAAGGACGAGGACGACCUCCUGCUGGAGCUCUCGGAGAUGAUCGACAGCUAGGGGACCGGCCCUGGAGUUUGGGCAGCGAGAGGGAGAGCCUUCUCUGCAUCCUGCAUCACCUGGGAAUGAGAUUAGGUUUAACACUGAUCCCCCCCCCUCUCACUUUAACGUUUGGACUGGACAGAGAAGGUGUUCUGGUUCCCCUCCAUCAUGGAUCUGUUUCCUCUCUGGGAUUCUUCCCGUGCUCUUUCUCUGUCUGAGGCAGGAUUGUGUGUGUAGGCUGUUCUCUUUCCUCCAAAAAAAAAAAAAAGAAACAAUUAUGUAAAUGCAAUUUUAUUGCGACUUUAAGAUGUGACUUUGUUUUAAAUUUUUACCGUUUUCACAGUCGUAUUCGUAAUUACCUCUCUCUCCGGUUUCUGCGCAUUUUAACAUUUAAAUGCAGAGACUAUGUGUUCCCAGAGGGAAUUUUUAUAGUCCGUAUAUUAAAAGGUUUAUUUUCUUUUCCUUUUUGCUUUAUCAUUCCUCAUUUGAAGUAGGGUAUAGAAAAAUGCGUUUGGCUGGAGAGGAGCGGUGUAUGCUCUGUAUUCUCUUGGGUUGCCAUAGAUGCAUUUUUAAGCUUUCCUUUAUUGUUCAGCAGAGAAAUGAUGUAAUUAUGACCGGUGUUGUGAACCAAGGUCGUUUUCUCUCGAUCACUGAAACCUGAGUAACUAAACUUUGGUCAUUUCUUGAGGUAGUUUGAAUGUUUUGAACCUGAUCGUUUGUACUACAUGUGCUGUCCUAGGUAUGUACGCUUGAGCCGAUUGUGAUAAGGAGAAUAUGAUUAGCAGCACUUGGUAAAGCCUGCACCAUGCCCUCUGAAGAUUUUCAGUUUCCCCAAGAAUACUGUAAAAUCUUUCUCUGAAGUUCCCCCCCAGUCUGUGGCUGUAAAUAGUCUUAUUUCUUAAAUUGAGCAUGCGUCUUUCCAGCUGAACCUCUGUAAAGCUAAAGAGACAAUCGAUUGGAUAAAAGCAUUGAGUAAUGACACUAUGGUCUGUAACCAGUGGAACAGUUAACAAAUCCUGUCAAUGUCAAAGUUUCCCUUAAAACUACAAUAACUUGUAAAUGUAAAAUACAUUUUCAUCAAGGCCAAAUCCAUGUUUUACACAGGUACAGCCUUCAGAUGUCAGCUUGAGUCCUUGAUUCAACUAUGAUAUGUCCUUUGGUUUGAGGUGGAAACUUGCCUUGACUUUGUGAAGACAUUGCUUCCGAAUUAUCUCUGGAAUCCCUGUUUGUUAAAAUCUAAAAUCAAAGGAUUUGUGAGACUGUAGAAUCUGAGUUGCAUGCAUUGCAAGAUGUCAAUUUAUGAAUGAACGCGUCUGCAUAUUGGCUUGUUUGGGUGUCUUGUAUGUAUUUUGAAUUAUUGCUCAUAAACCGUUCUGAGCGAUCUAACGAACUUUCAGCUGUAAAGUGCCACCCGGGACCGUCUUUUAAAGUUGCUUUUCAUUGUACUUGAUCACAGUAGAGUGGUGUAAUUAGCAUCAAGCCUAACAUAAAACCACGGCCUAUUAAAAUAAAAUGAUACAAUUGAGAAAUCGCCUCUCAGGGAAAUCUGUCUAAACCAUGUCUUGUCACACCGUUGAAUGGCCGUCACAUUCGUGCGGCUGCUGAUUUUCAGAGUUUAUUUUGGAAUUUCAUGUACUUUUUUGUUGUUGUGCUCCGUCAUGGAGAUACAAUAAUGUCUUAAGUGUAUGUUGUUUUGAGGGCGUUAUCGGAAGAACUUGGGCUGCUCCGUGGCUUUCCUUCUUUUAAAUGUCAGUCCAAUCAUUGUACAUCUCUGUGAAUAAUAAUAAAAACGUUUCUGAA
Molecule: messenger RNA, 8394 nt
Organism: Anguilla rostrata (American eel)
Lineage: Eukaryota; Metazoa; Chordata; Actinopteri; Anguilliformes; Anguillidae
Gene: zc3h11a
Product: zinc finger CCCH-type containing 11A
Exons: 17
Coding region: 3736-6612 (958 amino acids)
Biological process (GO): poly(A)+ mRNA export from nucleus
Molecular function (GO): metal ion binding
Source: RefSeq, a predicted model, not a curated record